This is a messenger RNA of Pongo pygmaeus (Bornean orangutan), 1503 nucleotides long. It is a transcript of the gene CPLX3, whose product is annotated as complexin 3. The coding region runs from base 145 to 621 and encodes 158 amino acids. Gene Ontology annotation, molecular function: syntaxin binding. The record is from RefSeq and is a predicted model, not a curated record. Gene Ontology annotation, biological process: regulation of neurotransmitter secretion; synaptic vesicle exocytosis; neurotransmitter transport. Gene Ontology annotation, cellular component: terminal bouton; SNARE complex. The transcript has 3 exons. NCBI's taxonomy places the organism in Eukaryota, Metazoa, Chordata, Mammalia, Primates, Hominidae.
GGGGGCGGGCGGCGGGCGGCGCCAAGCGUGGGGCGCGGGCCCGCGGCGGGAGCUGUCCGUGAGUCCUAGUGCUGAAGUAGGCGCGGACGUGCCCGGUGCCUGGCGCGUGGUAGCAGGCGCCCAGUGCCCCGGCCGGCGAAGACCAUGGCGUUCAUGGUGAAGACCAUGGUGGGCGGCCAGCUGAAGAACCUCACUGGGAGCCUGGGAGGCGGCGAGGACAAGGGGGAUGGGGACAAGUCGGCAGCCGAAGCUCAGGGCAUGAGCCGGGAGGAGUACGAGGAGUAUCAGAAGCAACUGGUGGAAGAGAAGAUGGAGCGGGAUGCACAGUUCACACAGAGGAAGGCAGAGCGGGCCACACUGCGGAGCCACUUCCGAGACAAAUACCGGCUACCCAAGAACGAGACAGAUGAGAGCCAGAUCCAGAUGGCAGGUGGAGAUGUGGAGCUGCCCCGGGAGCUGGCCAAGAUGAUCGAGGAGGACACGGAGGAAGAGGAGGAGAAGGCCUCAGUCCUUGGGCAGCUGGCCAGCCUUCCUGGCUUGGACCUGGGCUCACUCAAGGACAAGGCCCAGGCCACACUGGGGGACCUCAAGCAAUCAGCUGAGAAGUGUCACGUCAUGUGACCACUUCCCCAGGGUUACCCACUGGGCUGGGCCCCCAUGAGGGCUAAGAGUCUGUCAACUUCCAGGGACCCACACUCCAUUUGGGGCUUUGUUUUCCUUGCCCCAUCCUAGUUCCAAGACCUUUCCCAUCCAUGCCCCAAGCCUGUCUUCUGGUUUCUUCCUCUGCUGGGAGUAAAGUCCCCAUCUUCACUCUACCCUUCAGGACCCUCCCCACCAGCUCAGCCUGUGGAGGCCUCCUAAGAUUGUAGGAAUAGGCCCAUCCCUCUCUGGCCAUGGCCCCAAGUUCCUGCACACAGGAGCACCCACAGAGAGACACACACAGGACACAAAAACCCUGGCACGUUCAGAGACAGAAGCCACAGAUGCAUCCCGGCACACACAGACACGCAUGCACAGGCCAGCUCCCUUGCAUGUCCAGCCCCUCCAGACACCACCACUCAGAAACUCUGAGAGAGAACGUGGGCAGAUACCCUCGGCAGACAGAAGGCCUGAGUUCCAGUCUCCACCUUUAUUGUUCUUGAAAGCCCCUGCUCUCUCUCAGCCUUAUUUCAUCAUCUGUAAAAUGGGAAUGGCCUGAAUGACUUUUAAGGCUCUUUCUGGCUUGGCCUCUCAGAGCCAAGCCCACACCCCUCCUUGGGCAGGGCAGCAGCUGCCGCCACAGCCUCCAGUGGCUGCCACUGUGGGCUCUGGGAGCCGGAGCGAUGCUGUGUGAGAGGCAGAAUGCCAAGGAUGAAGCUGGCACUGAACAGUAAGCGGCUCCAGGCCUCCUCUGGGCCCAGGGCCCAGCCAAUUUCUGUUCUGUUCCUGUAGAACGCUCUCUGGAUUCCAUAGCUGGAAUCUCCUCUCUUAGCUCAGUGAAAAAUAAAAAUCCCAAAUGGUGUG